GCCCCUAUCAGAUGAACAGUCCUACCCCAGACUGUGGCGGAGAGUGCAUGAAUAAGAAAGUCGGAGCGGAGGCUGGUAGGCACAACGACAUCCAGGGGCUGGGACAGUCAAGGUAGCACUCGACUCCAUCAGUGAAGUCCCUUGAAUCGAGUGAAGGCUUGGCUGUUCAAGGAAGCUGCUCUUCGCUCUCCGCAAUUGUGCACUGUUGCUGUCGCCAAGGAAGCUGGGGUGAAGCGGUGUUCUUGAUAGUGCGGUCUGGCUUGGGCUGGCCUGUUGUGUGUAUGUAAGUGAAGAUAGAGAUGGAUAUGGAGAAGCAAAAAAGUGAGGCUGUAGGAAGAAAAGUAUCCGGCACCAUCAUCUCCCGCGGGAUGGGAGAAGCAAAAGACGCGGAAUGGAACCUGGACAUGGAAUCUAAGAGUCAGGAACAACAGCGGAACGCGGAAACCGGUGCGGUGAACGACUCGCUGAAGAUCGGAGUCAGACCCGCUCGCAGCGAGCGAGCGACUCAGGCACUCUCGUUCUCAGCUUCAGAAGCUUGA
Molecule: messenger RNA, 539 nt
Organism: Fusarium odoratissimum NRRL 54006
Lineage: Eukaryota; Fungi; Ascomycota; Sordariomycetes; Hypocreales; Nectriaceae
Exons: 3
Coding region: 300-539 (79 amino acids)
Source: RefSeq, a predicted model, not a curated record